GCGAGCGCAUGGCUCUGUUGUGGUGUUAUGAUGGGACAGACUCUUGUUUCCAGCAGGCUGUCAGGAUGUUCCAGAGGAAGAAGAAGAAGAAGAGGAGGCUGGAGAUCUCCACUCCUAGGAACUUCGAGCACAGGGUGCACACGUCCUUCGACCCGGUGCAGGGCUGUUUCGUGGGUCUGCCGCCUCAAUGGCAAAGCCUCAUAGACACGCUCCGGAGACCCAAACCUGUGGUGGAUCCCUCCAGCGUCACGCGGGUGCAGCUCAAACCGCAGAAGAGGAUCGUUCGUGGCAGUUUCAUCGGACAUGAGGACUACAUUUCUGCAGCGAUCGCUCAGAUGAAUCGACUCUCUGUUACAAGCUCGAACUCGUUAAGGAGAACCAGCCCGUCUUUAAGGAAAAGAGCCCAGUCUCUGGGCCGUCUGGGUGAGGUAGCCGAAGGAGAGACUUAUGAAUAUCAGGAGCUCAAUGAGGCCAAACGGAGGAACAGGCAGCCGGGGUCAGACUGGCGCUCGAGAUCCCGACCGGUCCAGAGCGAGAGCGGAAGCCCACCGUCCGAAUCCAAGAACAGCUACACCAUAAACUCCACUGAGCCACGACCGAGAGCCAAAUCUAUGUUCAUGGGACAGCCAGUGCUGAUGCCCCGGGACAUUUUACUAGCACCUAGAACUGCUCCUGAAGGGCCUGGAAUUGAUCAAACAGACGGUAAACCCAACCAGAGGCCCGUAUCGUGUCUCUACAGCACCUACAGCGAAAACAACGGAGCGAGACUGAACUCAGAUCAGCCCAAGAUAGAGACGCCGAGGAGGCCUCAGUCCACAUACAACUUCAAGGUGAAUUCACCGAGUUUCCCAGCCAUUUACAAACCCAACGGCACUAGCAGUCAUAAACCAGACCCAGGAGUAAUCAACCAUCAAAACACACGGCGUUCCUCCAGCGACCUGAUGUCUCCCAUCCAAACCCCUGAGACUCCAGCCUCGGUUCCUCUGACGCAGGACAGCCCGUCUCAGCCCAGACCCGCUCCGACCGGCUCGCCCGCGGCCCCCGGCGGAGCCUCGUCUCCCAGCCUCAGAGCGGCCCAGACGCCCAGCAGCGGCCCCGAGAUGCCCGGAGUCACCCACCAGCAGUUCAGAGCCGCGCUGCAGAUGGUGGUGGACAACGGCGAUCCUCGCUUGUAUCUGGAGAACUUCGUGAAGAUCGGCGAGGGCUCCACGGGCGUGGUGUGCAUCGCCCGAGAGAAGCACAGCGGGCGGCAGGUUGCCGUCAAGAUGAUGGACCUCCGGAAGCAGCAGAGGAGAGAACUGCUCUUCAAUGAAGUGGUUAUCAUGCGAGAUUACAGGCAUAAAAACGUGGUGGAGAUGUACAAGAGUGCUUUGGUGGGUGAAGAGCUCUGGGUCAUCAUGGAGUACCUGCAGGGCGGCGCUCUGACCAACAUCGUCUCAGAAACCAGGCUAACGGAGGAGCAGAUAGCUACAGUGUGUGAAGCUGUUCUCCAGGCUCUCUGUUAUCUUCACGCUCAGGGCGUCAUUCACAGAGACAUCAAGAGCGACUCCAUCUUACUCACGCUGGACGGCCGGGUCAAACUGUCCGACUUUGGGUUCUGCGCUCAGAUCAGCAAAGACAUCCCGAAGAGAAAGUCGUUAGUCGGGACUCCGUACUGGAUGGCGCCGGAAGUGGUUUCAAAGACCCCCUACGGCACUGAGGUGGACAUGUGGUCUCUGGGGAUCAUGGUGGUGGAGAUGAUCGAUGGAGAACCUCCGUAUUUCAGCGAGACGCCGAUAGCAGCGAUGAAGAGACUGCGAGACGAGCCGGCGCCGACCGCCAGAAACAUCAGCAGGAUCUCUCCCGUCCUGAGGGACUUUCUGGACUCGAUGUUGACGUGUGAUCCGCUGAAGCGAGCGAGCGCCGGAGAUCUGCUCCAGCAUCCCUUCAUGCUGCAGGCCACUUCUCCUCGCUGUCUGGUGCCGCUGGUGGAGCAAUACCGCAAACGCAUGUCGCGAUGCUGACCUUUAGCACUUUAGAGACUGUGAACCUUCCUGAUCUACUGGAACAACCCUGAGCUGGACUGCUGACGUUCCUCUGCAGAACCUCAGGGAGGAGGACAGGAGCAAUUCACCCCAAACCCAUCAUUCUGUCAGCAUUUAUUCCUCUUAUUCUAAUGCAUCUGCACAGGACCUUUGACAUUGUGUGCCGUGCGUAAUAUAGACUGUGCUGAUGGGUUUAUUAAAUCCAUCUGAUGAUUGUUCACGAUGUAUGGAAGCCUGUUUCUGCUCCAGGACGAGGAAUUAAAAGGUAAUUGUGACCUUAUUUCUCACAAUUCUGAGAAAAGUAAAAAAUAAAAAUGGAAUUGAGAUGUUAACUCAACAAAAAAAUGGUAAUUCUAAGAAAAGUAAAAAUUGCAAGAUAUUAACUUAGAAUUUUUUAAUUGUGUAAAGUCAGAAUUGGCGGUGAAAAGGUCAGAAUCAGAAAUGUGAGAAAAAAAAGUCUAUUACAAGAGAAAGUCAGAAUUGUGAGAUAUUAACUCAGAAUUGCAAGAAAUGUAGAAUUGCGAGAUAUGAACUAAGAAUUGUAAUCAAAUUUAAUUGCAAGAAAAAAGUCUGAAUUGCAAAAUAUAGUCAGAAUUGCAAGAAAAAAAAAUAGAAUUGUGAGAUAUAAAGUCAGAAUUGUGAGGAAAAAUGUAGAAUUGCGAGAUAUGAACUAAGAAUUGUAAUCAAAUUUAAUUUCAAGAAAAAAUUCUGAAUUGCAAGAAAAAAUGAAGAAUUGCGAGAUAUAAAGUCAGAAUUGUGAGGGAAAAAAACUGAAUUGUGAAAGCCUGAAUUGAGAGAAAAAAACUGAUUUGUAAGAUAUAAAGUCAGAAUUGUGAGAUAUGAACUAAGAAUUGUAAUAAAAAAAAUUAAUUGCAAGAAAAAAGUCUGAAUUGCAAAAUAUGAAGUCAGAAUUGCAAGAAAAAAAUUUGAAUUGUGAGAAAAAAAUCUGAAUUGUGAGAAAAACAGAAUUGCAAGAAAAAAUAAAGAAUUGCGAAGGAAGACGUGAGAAAAAAUUAGAAUUUUGAAGUGUGAGAUAUAAAAUCAGAAUUGCAAGAAAAAAAAUUGGAAUUGCGAGAUAUAAAGUCAGAAUUGCGAGGAAAAAUAGAAUUGCGAGAUAUAAACUCAGAAUUGUCAGAUUAAAAUCACAACCUUUUUUUUUUUUUUAUCCCGUGGCAGAAACAAGCAUCCAUAACAAUGAGACCAGAAACAUGAAUUAUGAAUCAUAUUGACUUUAAAAUGUAACUUUUAUUGCUGUAUAGCUUUGGAUAAAAGUAUCUGCUAAAUGAUGUUAAAUGUUAUAAUGAACGUGUCUACUGAAUGAAACUGAACUUGAGCUCUUAAAUGAUUUUUAUAAUUCAUAACUGUUGUUGCAAAUGUCAUAAAUUGCAUGUCAAAUCUGUUCCUCAUUUUUAAGCAUUAAAUUUACAAACUGUGUUUGA
This is a messenger RNA of Onychostoma macrolepis, 3463 nucleotides long. RefSeq names its product p21 protein (Cdc42/Rac)-activated kinase 6b (gene pak6b). Gene Ontology annotation, biological process: intracellular signal transduction; protein phosphorylation; regulation of MAPK cascade. NCBI's taxonomy places the organism in Eukaryota, Metazoa, Chordata, Actinopteri, Cypriniformes, Cyprinidae. The transcript has 8 exons. Gene Ontology annotation, molecular function: ATP binding; protein serine/threonine kinase activity. Bases 9 to 2003 code for a protein of 664 amino acids. Gene Ontology annotation, cellular component: cytoplasm. The record is from RefSeq and is a predicted model, not a curated record.